ACUAUUUCGCGGCCGCCGCUGCCACUACGCAUGCGUGUUGGAUGGGCCGGGAAGGGGGGGGGGGCUCCUCUCUUUCUCUCGCCCCUUCCCAACCUGCCCGGGGGGCCGAGCCGAUGCCCUCCGCGGCCAUUAACUGACAACGAUGCCGGCGCCAGCCGCCGCCUCCCCGCCCGCAGCCAUGUCCUUCCGCGGGUAGAGGGGAGGGGGACAGGACGCCCGGACGGUCCCCGCCGCUCCGUGAGCCGCUCCCGGAGCGCAGACACGGGCCCCGCAGGCAGCUGCAGGCGGAGACAGGGCUCCGCUCCGGCCGCCGCCGCGCACCCGGGCCCCGCAGCCUGGCUUGGCUGCGGCGUCUGGGCCGGGCACGGAGAGCGGCCGCUUCCCUAGCUCCCGUGGGAGGUGACGCAGCCUGGGAGCGGGGCAGCAGCAUCUGCCGGGCCCAGGGAAGAGCUGGGCAGGCUCGGCUCUCUCGCCGGCCCAAGGUAGGGUCAGCCCGGCCGGACCCGAGCGGCUGCUGGCGGGGGCGGUUUCCCUUUCCCGCGUAGCUGGCUGGGGGAAGACCGAGCCGCGAGAGAGGGAGGCCGAUACGGGCAGCAGACAUGCCCGGCUACGUGCCAUAGCCUCCUGGUUACCCGGGAGAGGGGAGGCCACGGACCCUUUUGCGGGCGACGGAACCAGGCACAAAGAGCAAAAGCGGCUGCCUCGGCGCUUACUUGGGCGGGCGGAGACCCCCGGCAGGGAGGGAGGCUGGUGCGGGUACGGACCGCGGCAACUUCUCGGUGACUGUGAAUGGGAGGCAGCCGGAAGCAGGCAGCACCUUCCCUCCGGCUGGCACAGAGGGCAGACGGGUCCCCGAGGCAUAGGGGCCGGACUGAGCGGUGUGUCUGCGCACAGGUGAGCCUGCCUUCCCGCCCGGCCGCGGAGUGACUGGCCUGAGGCGGCUCUGGCUGAUGCUGAGGAGCCCGCUCCCAGGCUCGGUCGCCGGCGGGUAGCAGCGGAACCCGGGCCCAGCGUGUGUGGGGCGCAUGAGCCUGGCGCGGCCCGAGGGGGACAUGGAGUCUCCGGCCGCCGGAGAGUCUUCAGAGGCUGCAGCUCCAGUCGGCGGCCCGCCAGAGGAGGACGAGCAGCAGCCAGAGGAGGAGAAUGCGGGGGACAACAACCCUCGCUGCCGCUGGCAGCAGAACCUGAGCCCGGAGCUCCAGCAGGGUUACCGGAUCCUGUGUGAUUUUUUGCUGGAGAAGCACCGGCCACUGACGGCUCCUUUUCUGAAGCCCCAGGGAGACCAGGCAGCGGUCGCGGAGGGAGGAGGAACCGCCUCCCUGGCAGGUGGCAGCGGCAGCGUCUCCUUUCCACAGCAAGGGGCCGGGAUGUGGCUGCUGAAGAUGGAAGAGAGAUUUUCCAAUGGGCAGUACACUGGGAUCACGGAUUUCGUCGCCGAUUUUCGACUAAUGCUUGAGACGUGUUACCGGUUGCACGGGGUGGAUCACUGGCUCUCCAAACAGGCCCAGAAGAUGGAGAUGAUGCUAGAACAGAAGCUGGCGUUGCUGUCCCGGCACUUGAGAGAGAAGACAACAAUAGCAGUAACAUCCAAAGGGUACUAUGGGUUGGAAGAUGAGAAAGGAACAGCAUGCACUUCAACAAGGCGUCGUUCCACACCUCGCAGUUUAGCAGGCUUGACAACAGGCAUUUUUGAGUCCAUAAUGGUUCAGGUUCUGAGACAAGAAGAACAACAGAGAGCAAAAGAAGAAAAGAGGCUACGAGAGCAAGAACGAAAAGAGGCAGAAGAAGCUAGUCAGAAAGAAAUAGAAGAAUGGGAAAAGUCACUUUUAGCUGAAGCAGCACCUACAAGGAUGGAGACCAUGUGGGAAAUUCCAGCUAUUGGUCAUUUCCUUUGUUUAGCACAACAAAUUCUAAACUUGCCUGAAAUAGUCUUCUAUGAGUUGGAACGUUGUCUUCUAAUGCCUCAGUGUAAUGCUUUUUUAUCCAAAAUAAUGACUUCUUUGUUAAGUCCUCCUCAUCGAAGAUCUACCUUGCAUCGAAGACCAACUCUUCCUUACAGGACUUGGGAAGCAGCACUUAGACAGAAAGUGCAACAGUGGUACACUGUUGUAGGGCAAACUGACAACCCUGAUGGCUGUGCAGAAAAGCUUGGGCUAUGCCCCCAGUUUUUUAAAGUCCUUGGGGAAGUUAAUCCUUUGGAGGGAACACCAUUUCAUGAGCUCCCAUUCUACCAAAAAGUAUGGCUGUUAAAAGGCCUCUGUGACUUUGUAUAUGAAACACAAAAAGAUGUUCAAGAUGCUGUGCUUGGGCAGCCUAUCCAUGAGUGCAGGGAAGUGAUCCUUGGUUAUGAUUUCUUGGAGAAUGCCUACGUUCAUUUUCCACAGUUCUGUGGUGCUGAUGUACGGAUUUACAAACAGAGGCCUUUUCAAGCCCCUGCAUUUCCAGCUCCACCCAUCAAAGUAAAAAAAGUACCACGGAUUAAAUUGGAGAAAGUGAAAUGUGAGUAUGUCAGCAAAAGCAAUGGGGAAGUCAGAUUUGGUGGUAGAGAAGAGCUGCUACCUCACUGUAAAAUAGAAGUAGGGAAAAGUAUGGAUUCUCUUAUUUGUUGUCCAGCGAAAAUUCACUUGGAUAGUUUCAGUAUCACCACGGAAAAAGAAAUGAAACCCAAUUGUGAAAUUAAAAUGCACAGAGCCUGUGACAUUAAAAAAAUUGGCUGCUGUAAAGAGAACCAGGAGAAGCCAAUUAGUCCAGGAGAAAUUGUUGGCUUUGGGGAACCUCUCAGCCCAGGAGAAAUCAGAGUUGUAGAAAAUGGAGAGAAACGUCAUGAAGCUUCCCUAAUAAAAACUGAGCCCAGCCGAUUAAAAACAAAUACCCUUAAAACCUGCCAAGUGCAUGUGAAUGGGAGUCAUAGCAACAAUCCAGACAUGAAUUGCCACAAAGUUGCUAGAGAAAUGUUUCUGGAGAAUUCACUAUGGAGUAAUAAGAAACUAAAACUUACUAAGAUGCGAGCUAAAAAGAAGAAAAAGAAGAAAAAGAAACUGAAAGACAUUUUGAAUGCACAUCUGCAGAGAAAACGUGAUGACCUGCAAAGAAAGCGUGAGAUUCAUCCUCACCCAUUCAAGACUUACAAACCUGAGAUCCAGAAUAAGUUGUUUAUCAUCAAAAAGAAAGCAAAACACAAGAAGCACAAAUCUGGAAAAAAAUCCAUAUCUAAAAAAGCAAUUACAAAGAAGAGGAAAGCUGUCACAAAGCCUACGGUGCCAGAAUUUCAGCUUAUUUGCACUAAUCUUGAUGAACUCAGGGAAUUAAUCACAAAAAUCGAGAAUGAACUCAAAGAUCUGGAGAACAUUAGAAAGAAAUCGGGAAGAUGGUACCAUCGGAAACAAGCAGUAAAGGAAUUGCACUGUACAUUGGUACGACUGCUAAAUGAAUUGUUACCAUGGGAACCAAAACUAAUGAAGGCUUUUCAGAGAAAUAGGUCUCGACUGAAGAAGGACUAUGAUGAUUUCAAAAGACAGCCAGACCAUGAUAAAUUUACCAGAGAACUAUGGAGUAAUGAAGAAGGUGAAGUUGAUAAUGGAAAAGAAUCUUUCAAUGCAGUAGCCAGUAAAUCUUCAGAAGCUGCAGAGCAUCUGGAGAUCCUGCAAAAAGAUCAUUCAGAGUUUGAUGAAAUGAAACUAUUAGAAAUGGAUUUUCCUGCAGGAAGGAACAGGCUACUGAAGAAAGAAUUGACUUCUAAAGAAAUACAGAAGACGCUGUCCAAAUCUAUUAAACGUCAGUCCAAGCAAAAUAGUUCCCUGGAUGAUAGCACAAAAGACCUUUCACCAAGGAAGAAAGCUAAAUUAAGCACAAGUGAGGCCUCAGUCCAGAGUACCAAAAGUGAGAUGCAGACUACCAGUUGUUUGAGUGAACUGAAACAAAGCGAGCUAUCAUCUCCAGAAUCAUUUGCCCUGACAGAUUCUGCAAUGUCAGUAUCAAACUUUCUGAAAGGGACCAAACCCAUCCAGGCUUUACUUGCUAAGAAUAUUGGGAACAAAGUGACCUUAACAAAUCAGUUGACACCCCCUAUGGGUAGGGACAUAUUUUUUUCUGAAAAGGCAGUUAUGUCAUCUAUGGAGUCAUCCCCACUAAAGCCAGCAUUGCCCUGCCAGACCAGUUCAAAGAGUCCUUUACAAAUGGUAUACAAAAUGCCAAGUGGCCAUUGUGUACCAAUAGAUGUCCAUAACAGCUCAGUGAAGAUUCAAAUGCAGCCUCUGAUUGACCCUAAAACGGGAGAAAAAGUCAUGCAGCAAGUUCUUAUUUUACCCCAAAAUUUUCUCAUACAACACAAAGAAGGAAAAGCUGUGGCAAAGCUGCACUGCACAUCUUUCCCACAGGCAGCACAUGUUAAUGAUUCUUUAGCACCUGUUCUUGUAAACCCAACUGUAAAUGCUACCACUCAACUGUCUUGUACAGUUUUUAACAAGAGUGUUACACAUUUGUCACAAGUGACUAGUCCAGUGAACAGACCACAGACACAGACUUUGUCCUCUGUAACUGCAACAAGUAACUUAGUAGCAUCAGCAGUUAAAAUUAGCCAAAGUGAAGCUGGCAAAAUGAAGACUGCGAUUUCACCUGACACAUUCUCGGUACCUUUACCUUCAUCCACUGUUUCCACAUUAGGUCAGCCUUUGGCAUCAGCAACAACACUAAGUGGAUCUGCAAAUACUACUUGUUCCAUUCACAGUCUAGCACCACAGCAGGCUAGUGACUCCUGUGAAGCUAAACAGGAGCUGAAAACAGUGUGUAUAAGAGAAUCGCAGUCCAUUCUUGUCACAACACGAGGGGGGAACACUGGAAUUGUUAAAGUACAGACAAACCCAGACCAGAUUUCACCUAAUACUUUAUCUCCAAAUUCAGUUUUCACUUAUGCACCUCAAUUUCAGGCAUUUUUGGUUCCAAAAUCCACUACAUUGUCAACCUCUACUUUUUCAUCUGUAGCGACGGCCGCUUCUAGUCUCCCACUGUUUGGUCAGUCUUUUGUUUCUGGGUUUUCCCCCUCAACAACAUCUUCUGUUACCAUUCCAGCCAUUACAGCAGGCUUAAACCAGAUAAUAGGGAAAAAUCUCAAAUUUCCAUUAAGGCAGCUUCCCACUAGUGGCAGUUUGGGUCAAGUAAUAGAGAAAACUCAACAGGUAUCAUCUCCUACUUUCUUGUCCUCCAUUUCAUCAACUAGCACUUUGGUGCCAGCAACUCCAAACGGUACUGUUAAUGUAGUUAGCAUUUCUUCAGGAAAUAUUGAACACAGUAGCACAGGCAUUACCCAGACUCCUUCAACACAGCAACAAGUUGAUAUUAAAACUAAAAAAUAUCCUGUUACACAACCUGAGACUGCUACAGCAACAAAUGGAGAUGUGAUCCGUGGUACUCCGAUUCAAAAACUUAUGUUGGUCACAAAUCCACCUAUUCUUUCUCCUUGUGGAGCUACAGGAGUAAAUAUAAUGCCUACUCCAACAUCCACUGGUGUUAGUGCCCAAAAAUUAGUUUUCAUUAAUACUCCAAUUCCCAGUAGUCCAUCAAAUACCAGUCUAGUUGCAGAAUCAUUAAAACAGGCCCUGCCUUCUUCCAUGGGCAAAACAUAUGUUAACACCCCAGAACAACCUCAGUUACUUCUAAUUCCAUCUACAAUGGGAGCACCAAUAAAAGCAAGUUCAUCACCUACUGUGUCUCAAAUAAAAGACGUUAAAAUUGGACUAAACAUAGGUCAAGCCAUUGUAAAUAGCACAGGCAAUGCACAGCAUGUUCCACCAAUUAACAUACUGAAGUCUGCAGCUCCCAAAGGAAUAGAUGACAUAAACAGCAAGGGUUUUAUUUUGCCUUUGUCAACAAGUGGUAGUUUGGUUCCAGGAUGUUCAGGUUUUGUGAGUCAAAGUAUUACAUCUGUUAAUGAAUCUAUAAGUGUUGCAGCAAAAGCUUUUAUAGUAACAACAGCAAAUGCAUGUUUAGAUUCAGUUUCAGUGACACCAAGUGGAACUUCUAUUGGGACACAACCCACUGUUUUGGUUAGUGGAAAUGACACUUCUUCAAGAAUAAGGCCAGUUGUAACUAGUCGACUAUGUACAUCAAAUAUUGGAAAUACUAUGGCCAUAUCAACUGUCAAAACAGGACAUCUUGCUUCAUCUGUUCUUAUUUCAACUACACAACCAAGAGUAUCUUCUCAAAGUGUACCAUCUGCUUUACAGUUUCCAGUUACCUUGCCUGGACCUGUGGCAGCCUCCGCUAAAGUCAUUCAAACAGUUCCUCACUUGACAGCAGUUCCAGCUGCUGCACAAUGUCUGCCCCUUCCAAAAGGACAGCCCCCCACACUGGUACAAUUUCAGUCACCAGGAAUUUCAGCUGCAGUGCCAACUAAUGCAAACGUUCACAAACCUCAAAAUGUAUUGCCAUUUGCUUCACCAAGUACAGGUAAAAUAAUUAGUUUUUCCAACUUUGCUUCUCUCCCAUGCCAGCAGAUACCUCCUAGUUUAACAAAAGCAGCUCAUGCUUACUCUUGUGCUCCAGGUGCCUCUGUCAUUCAGACUGCUACUGCUUCAUCAGCUGUAACUAGCCAGGCAAUGGGUCAGUUGAAUGAAACUUGUAUUCAACAGAAAAUAGUUAUUAACACCUGUACGCCUUUGGCACCUGGAACUCACAUCGUGAUUAAUGGCACUCGAUUUAUUGUUCCACCGCAAGGUCUUGGAGCAGGCAGCCAUGUUCUUCUCAUCUCUGCUAAUCCAAAACAUGGGCCUCCUUUACUUAUUAACAAUGGCCAAGGGGCUCGAGGUCUACCAUUUGUUAAUCAUAUUUCCCAGAACAUCACAUUAGCACCAAGUAAUUCAUUAAGUUGGCAGACAUCAAAACAUCCUCUGAAAAGCUCUACAAAAAUUGUGAACUCUCUUGGGACAGCAAACACUCUGCCCAUCGUACAUGCAACACCACAGAUAGUAAACACUGCUGCUAAAUCAAGCGCUCCACCCUCUACAGCAACACUGUCUAUGUCUUCAGUGAUAAAACCUCCAGUUAAUGUUUUAGCUAAAACUUCUUUGGUUCCUGCCAUAAAUGCUGGUAACUCUCAGUUACCAAGUAGCACUUCAGUAUUUCACUUAGAUACAUCUAUCAAGAAACUGUUGGUCAGCCCAGAAGGAGCCAUUUUGAAUGCUAUAAAUACUCCAGCAUCAAAGGUUGUUUCUUCUCUGUCUUCUUCCCUGUCACCCAUUGCAGUGUCCAAAAGCAUAAAUCCUUCUAGUGUCUUCCCUGCUUUUCAGUCAUCUGGCCUAGGUAAAUCUGACAAAGCUGCAUCCUGAAUUUGGAGUGAAUGAGCCAAUUUCACAUGUUUGGGGCAUUCUUUGGACUUUGGAAAUCAUUAUAACUGUUGAACAUUUCUUACACUGUUUGAAACAUACUUUAAAUAGUUGAUUUCUUUAAAUCUAAUCUUUGUAUUAGAUUGCAGCUGUUUUCAGUUUGCUUGUGGGAGAUGUGAGAGGAUCUGUUUGUUUUCCCUCUAAGCUAAGCUUUCAAAGGGUUAUUUAAUAAAAUGGUCAAAAUGACCAACUUGUUAAUAUACAUAGCAAAGUGUAAAAUUUGAUUUUAGUUUAAAGGAAUCUAGCAUUUUGCACAUUUACAUUGACAUGUUUCAUUUUACAAUUUGAACCAUUAGGCGGCAUGUUUAUAACAAUAUGUGUCUUUUUUAUUUUUAUCAAAUCUUAUUUUUGUUUGAUUUGUUUCUGUAAAAAAAAUAUAUUUAUGCAUUGUAAAAAUCCAGUCCAUGGUGUAAAAUUGUACAUAUUCCUGAUCCCUAACAAUCUGUACUAAACUAUAUGUACAAAGAACUAUGCUGUCUUAUUUAUGUUUUGUUUACAUAAUGUAUAGUUUUUUAAGUAUUUUAGUAAUUUUGGACCAGUGUACUGUUAAGCAACAAUGCAGAAGAAUCUGCAUGUAAUAAAUCAAGUUGCUGUACUGCUUUGUUUUGACAGUAUUUUAAGACUGUAUCUAUUGCAUCGUGGGAGAAGAAUUUAUACAUGCACCUCUUUACAGUAGACAUGCAUUAAUACAGAAAAAUCUUGCAGAGUGGAACUUUGCCAAAAAGAAUUAUUUAAACCACCAAGCUUUGAGCUGUGAUUUGCAUUACAUAUAGGAUUUCAAUAAUUAGGAACAGGUUUCCUGUUUACAGAUUUCAUAUUUCAAAGAAACUCUCAUUAUUAAGGCUUCAAGUAUUUCACGAAGGUCUUGGAAGUCACUGAUUCCUUGACUUUCCAGGACCUCCAGGACUUCCGCAGCUGCAGCGGCUGGUGUGGCUGACCCAGGCAACUGGUCCCGGGUGCUGCUCCAGAGCAGCCGUCUGGGAACAGCACAGCUUCCCUGGGCCGCCCCUGUCCGAAGCAGGAGUGGAAGCGGCAGGGCCCCUGGGCUUCCCCACGCCCAAAGGAGCAGUGGCGGAGCUCCGGGCCACCUCCUGCCCAGAGGAGCAGCAGCAGCAGGGCCACUGGCUGCCCCAUCUUCAACCCCGGAUCAACAGUCCAGCAGGGUCCUGGGCCACCCCUCCCCUCAGGAGCAGCAGCGACCGCCGGAGCAUCGCCCCCACCCCCAGCAGCAGCAUCCACUGAAGUGUCCCCCCAUUCCCCAGCACCUAAGAUUUAGUAGUUUAAAACUGUAUCUAUUGCAUCGUGGGAGAACAAUUUAUACAUGCACCUCUUUACAGUGUAUAUGCAUUACAUUUAGUGACUGAUUUAGCACCUGUGACCUGUCCGUGACUUUUACUAAAAAUACCCGUGACUAAAUCGUAGUCUUACUCACUAUGAAGUGAUUUUUGACCUUUUGUUUUCUCUCUUUGAUGUUGCGGAAGAAAUCAUUUUCAUUAGUUUCAAAAUGGUGUUUCUGUCAAAUCUUUUCUUUCAUUGUUUAUGAUGAACUAUUUUUUCCUGUUUCCUAUAGCAGAUUCAUAUAUUUUUGUAUGUAUAUGAAUAUUUAUCAGUAUGUGAUGGGGGGGUGGGGGACACACACCAAACAAUACAUAAACUUAACUUUUACUAAUGUAAUUUUGAUAUAGCCUUCAGCAUGUUUAGUUAUUUGGACAUGCAAAUAUAUGACUAUCUAAUAUCCACAGUCUUUGCUGAGAUAACAUCGGAUGCCAUCAAAUGAAGUUCUGCACAAGGAACAUGGAUAGAAUAUAACUCAUAUGGAUUUUUGUUUCUGCUUGGGCUAGGGCUCCACCGAUCCAAAUCCAGUGGACUGCUUCUCCUUCCCGUAUAUCACCAUAUAGCCAUCCAGUCAAAAUCAAGAAUACUCAGUAGUGAGUUCCUCUGUCACUUCCGUUGGACCAGUAUUUUCUUUUCUUCUGAAAGUAACAGACAUGGGUACAGUAAAGCUCUUGAAACUCUUGACUGCUCUAGUAAACAGGAGAAGAAGGAGCUCCAGCUGUGGAUAAGGGAUGAAUCAAUUCAUCAGCUGAUGCCUUCUGUGCCGCUUGUUGCCUGGAUCCCUUCAUGCUCUUGGAGAAGAGGUCUCUUGAGUGCUUCAGCUCUGGGCAGACACUUCAGCCUCCACGAGAUGCUCUUCUGAUAACAAGUUCAGGUGCCAGGUAUGAUUUCGUUCUUUUCGUUCUGCUCACUUUGGACUCCUCUUUAAUCCUUUUCUUGAAUUUGACCUUCGUCCAGAUCAGAAAAGAUGUCCCCUCUCCCAAAUUCAAGGUGCUUUUCUCCCCUUGUCCCUAGCAUUGUGUGAAUCUCUACCAGUGUAUUUGGCUUCUUUUCCCAUCAUCUUCUCUUAAAAACUUGUAGUAAACACAAGCUGGUUCACCACAAUUCCUAGGAUUCCCUCCUUCCUUCUGACUAAAGAUGCCACUGGCUGAACAAGAGCUAUAUAAAAUACAUAUUUCUUGAUAUUCUAAUCACCAUAUUUGUUUAGAUAACUAAAUCCCAGAAGUUCAGCCCUUCUUUUUUCAUUUACCCAUGGUCCUUUCCAGUUCUAUUCAAAAGGAAAAUACACUGACCAGACAGGCAAUUUGCUUUUGGGGUCUUUCACAUCCUCCUCUAAGCUCUUUGUGUAACUUCGGGAUGUCUAUUUGGGGAGGACCAUGGAGGACCCAAAGCCUACCAGAAAAGUACAUUUGGCUCGACUAUGAAAAGUGACUGUAAAAAAUGCCAUAUACCUACACAGUAGAUCUGCUUCCUCUGUGUAUUAAAAGUUAUAUCUGCUGUCAUGGGUGAGAAAAACACACUUUUACUGUUUUUUUACACCCAUUAGCCUUGUCAUUAACACACCUAUUCCUUCUUUUGCAAAGUAUGCAGGUAGAUUCUAAAAUCCCAGGCCAAGUCUGUAAAUUGGAUUGGAUUGUAAACUGCAUAUUGGAUUAAGAAAUUGAGUGAUCAUAAACAGGAAAAACCCUUAUGCCAUUUUUAAGAUUCACUUUUCAGAGCAGACCCACCUUAAAACCAUUCAGGCAAUCGUGCAGGAAUCCUGGGAAAAGUUUCACAUUAGACCCUGCCUAAGCUGUCAGCAGUCUAAAUUUGGCUGGAACUGUCCUAAAUUUUACAAUCCUGUCCUGGGUGUUUUUGGCAACUAGGCUUUGAUCUAGUGCCCAUUGAAGAGAAUGGAAAGACUCUUCUUAACAUUAGUGAGAGUUUGAUUAGGCCUGUGUCAAACAAGGAAGGAAUUUGUCUGUCCAUAAAUUCUCAUCUGGAGAAAGGGAGUUACUUUAAAGUAUGUUAACAGUUGAAUUUUCACCAUCUGUGAGACCCUCGGAACGCCAGCAUGAUGCUGAACACCCUCACAUUUCUUAUAAACCCCUAGCCCCUAAGAAAUAUCUUCAGUUCUCAUGGUUAAAAUUGCUUUUCUAUGGGUCAUUUGUACAGCCAUGGGAGUGGGAACCUUCAAGCUCUAUCCUGCAGCCAUCUCAGCCUGGUUUUUCAUCAAGUUAAGGCUCAAGCUUGUUUUUCAGUUUCUUCUCCAGAUGGUUUUCCCUCUUUCUACUUGCCCCAAGAAUUCUCUCUCAACAUAAUUUGUCUAGCACCUUGAAAUGAGAAAUUAAAGCACCAUCUCAAUCCUGCUAUAAAGAGGAUUCUUUAUAUUUAUCUAAAAGAAAUCUGGAAAGUAGGAAUUCGGAUCAAUGGUUUAUCAUUUUUUACUCCCAAGAAAGGCUUAUUAACCUCAUAAGACUUCCAAGUUCACUGAGUAAGACGUUGCAUUAAGGAAGUUUACCCUUCCUGGAGAAAGAGGCCCUGCCUUCAGUGAAGUGUUAUUUUAUAAGAGCUGUCUGCUUCUUGAGUUGAGAUGGAUUGUUACCUCUUCAGAAUUGUAGAAAGCAGCAACCAUGUGUGCCUUACCUUUACAAUUACAGGCUUGAGGCUGCCUUUUCAGGGUGCCUCCAUUUGGGGACGGGGCCUGCAUGCUGUACUUUAGUACCACUCACAAAAUUUUAGGUACUGACUGUGUUCUGGAACUGAAUGCUGCAGUUGAAGUUCCUCAUGUCUGGACAGGCGGAAAGGAACAUUGUAGAAUGGUGACUUCUUAUCUGAUAAUUUAGACCAAGACCACAUAUGCCAGCCCAUUUAUUGCAUGUUGUUUUCAUUUUGCUGGUGGAUCUGGGUAUUGACUUUCUAAGAUUUUGUUCUUCUGAAGACUAGUUUGGUAGAUUUUUAGUAGAAUGACUUCCAUUAUUGCUUGGGAGGAUUUAAGAGAGCAGAUUUAGCCUCCUUUUAAAGAGGGACUGUCACACAAGCUUUUCUUUUCUCCUUCUGGUAUAGGAGGAUUUAUGCCAUGGUUUUAUCUCAUAUGGAAGAAAACUGAAGAAACCCAAUUAGCAGAUUUUAAAAAAUACUGUUUACAUAGUAAUUAGUUCUGCUUGAAUUUUUCUGCAGAUUUAUUUUUCACUACAAUGAAACUUCAAAUAACUACAUUAAAAAUAACUUGGCAAGUAUAAGCUUGUAAUGGAGGUGUUUGCAAAUGUGCUUGUUUGGAGAAGUACAUAGCAGUCUGCAGUUUUUGUGGACUGUCCUGUUUUAUAAAGAGAAUUAUUGGAAAUGUAUAUUCACAUAUCUGAAGUCCUGUUUGAUAACUGAAAUAACCUGAGAUUGACUGACUGCCUAAUAGGCUUUAUGACAAAAUGAUAAAAUUGGGCAAAGAAUAAUUUCAGUAAUUUUGUGAAUACAGUUCCUGUCUUCAUCAUUAUUCUCUAACAACUGAGAUGAUAGCCAGAGUCAAGCUUCCCUAGAGCAACUAAAAAUAAAGGGGAAAAGGACUCUUGAUCAUUUGCUAUAUAGCUAUGGAUUCUGUUUUGGGGCCUUAUUAAUUUCAUAUUUUGGGGUUUAUUUUUAGCAAUUCUUGAGUUUUGUGUAGCAGUUCCAGAAUCAGGGGACUUCUGUUUGUAUAGAUGUAUAUUAUAUACAUUACCCAUUACAAUAGUAUGUAAUGUACUGUAAUGUUCCCUAACGCACUUUAACAUAGUACUGUGUCAAACAGUACUGUGUUAAAGCACACUAGGGAACCUUUAGUGCGCACCAGUGGGAUUUAGACAUAUCAGUUAAUGCACAACAUGUCAGUUCACUUUAGAAAUCACACCUUUGUAGUCUCCAUUACUGCUCCAUGUAGACAAGCCCUUUGAUACAAGUAACCAUGUCAGGUGUUUUUCUGGUGUUCAUUGAAUAAACACAGAUUUCCUUUUUA
Messenger RNA from Dermochelys coriacea (leatherback sea turtle), 12678 nucleotides. It is a transcript of the gene BRD10, whose product is annotated as KIAA2026 ortholog. Gene Ontology annotation, molecular function: protein binding. Lineage: Eukaryota; Metazoa; Chordata; Testudines; Dermochelyidae. The record is from RefSeq and is a predicted model, not a curated record. Bases 1026 to 7322 code for a protein of 2098 amino acids. The transcript has 8 exons.